Molecule: messenger RNA, 921 nt
Organism: Brenthis ino (lesser marbled fritillary)
Lineage: Eukaryota; Metazoa; Arthropoda; Insecta; Lepidoptera; Nymphalidae
Source: the annotation of a GenBank genome assembly
AUGUCUGACACAAGUGAUUUAGACCGUCAAAUUGAGCAAUUGAAAAGAUGUGAGAUAAUAAUGGAGGCAGAGGUUAAAGCCCUCUGUGCGAAAGCCCGCGAGAUCCUUGUUGAAGAGAGUAAUGUUCAACGAGUCGAUUCACCCGUUACGGUAUGCGGAGAUAUACAUGGCCAAUUUUAUGACCUAAAGGAGUUGUUCAAAGUUGGCGGAGAUGUACCUGAAACCAAUUACUUAUUUAUGGGAGACUUUGUGGAUAGAGGGUUUUAUUCUGUUGAAACUUUCUUAUUACUUCUAGCAUUAAAAGUUCGUUAUCCUGAUCGCAUCACAUUGAUAAGAGGCAACCACGAGUCAAGACAAAUCACACAAGUGUAUGGAUUUUAUGAUGAAUGCUUAAGAAAGUAUGGAUCAAUCACAGUAUGGAGAUAUUGCACAGAAAUAUUUGACUAUCUGUCACUAUCGGCUAUCAUAGAUGGGAGGAUAUUCUGCGUCCAUGGCGGCCUGAGUCCCUCCAUACAGACCCUGGACCAGAUACGAACCAUUGAUCGCAAGCAAGAGGUGCCCCAUGACGGGCCCAUGUGCGACUUGCUAUGGAGUGAUCCAGAAGACACCCAGGGCUGGGGCGUGUCCCCACGGGGCGCGGGCUACCUGUUCGGCUCGGACGUGGUGGCGCAGUUCAACGUGUCCAACGACAUAGACAUGAUCUGCCGCGCCCACCAGCUCGUCAUGGAGGGCUACAAGUGGCACUUCAACGAGACCGUGCUCACUGUGUGGUCUGCUCCCAACUAUUGCUAUAGAUGUGGUAAUGUAGCUGCCAUAUUGGAACUGAACGAGAGUCUUCAGCGUGAAUUCACAAUAUUUGAGGCGGCACCUCAGGAGUCCAGAGGGGUGCCUUCGAAGAAACCCCAAGCAGAUUACUUCUUA